This is a messenger RNA of Aplysia californica (California sea hare), 756 nucleotides long. Its product is annotated as peptidyl-tRNA hydrolase 2, mitochondrial. The transcript has 6 exons. Gene Ontology annotation, cellular component: mitochondrion; cytosol. Gene Ontology annotation, molecular function: peptidyl-tRNA hydrolase activity. Bases 162 to 689 code for a protein of 175 amino acids. The record is from RefSeq and is a predicted model, not a curated record. Lineage: Eukaryota; Metazoa; Mollusca; Gastropoda; Aplysiida; Aplysiidae.
UUCCAUUUUAAUCUAGCAUAGAGCAACAGCACUGUAACAGCAUAGCCUCUGCUAUUCUAAAGGCUAAAAAGGAAAGAGACAGGGACAUCAAAAAGAGAGCCUUCUAGAUUUUCAGGUUUUAUCAUCAUUGCAGCCUUGUUCUAUGCUCAAGUGGAGGAGCCAUGGAUCUGUCUGAGUUGGUGAGAAGCCAUCCCAAUCUUGUUCUGGCUCUGUGCUUUGGGGCAGGAUUUUCAGCUGGACUGUUGCUGAAAAAGAUUCCAUUUCUCUCAGCAACUGCUGUUCGGCAGAAUGCAAGUGCAAAUGCUGCCCAGGGAGAUGCUUCUGUGAAGGUGUCGGGAGAUUACAAAAUGAUCCUUGUUGUCCGUAAUGACUUGAAAAUGGGCAAAGGAAAAAUUGCUGCACAGUGCUCCCACGCGGCAGUCGGUGCCGUGGAAAAGCUGGCCUAUUCCAACAUGGCGGCUCUCCGACACUGGCAGAAACAGGGUCAACCCAAGGUAGUGGUCAAAGUGGAAGACGAAGCAGCUUUCUUUGACAUAGUGAGAACGGCACAGAAAGAAGACGUGAACACGUGCCUGAUCAGUGAUGCUGGCCGGACACAGAUUGCCCCGGGCUCUAAGACUGUACUUGCCGUUGGACCAGGACCAAUCCCAAAGCUGGACAAGCUUACCGGUCACCUCAAGUUGUUAUGAUGAUGUUUGUUGAAUAUUUGUUUUUCCAUUUCACCAAUAAACUAAUGCCAUAACUAAAAACCCACCA